AGCACGAUCGCAUCCCGCUCUCAUUCAUCUCGUUAGUUUGCGUGAAUGUGCUGUGUUUGAUACACAAUAGUUACUAGCAUCCAGCUGCAAACGGUUAGUGGUAGUGUAACACUAACGGUGAUACAAAGGCUGAAACGUAGCGAGCCGUCUCCUUGAACGCCGCAAGUGUUGCUUUUGCUGGUUCGACUUCUACUUUGCCGUUCUGUCUUAGCAUUAAAAAAAAGCUAGUCCUGCAGAUUUGUGCUGCAUUUAUCCGGUUUUUCGGCUGAUUCUUGGCGGUGAUGCGCUACAAGACGUUCAAGUUGCAUCUGUUGGUCACUCAGUGUGCAUUCGAGAGACCUGCUGCACGAGAUUUGGAUGAGAAAUGAAACAUUUGUGCACUGGGACUGGAUGCUCUUACCAGCACAUCCCACUUCCGCCAUGACACCCAGCAGAGGAUUCUGGGAUUGACGCAAGCAUCACUCCCACUGAUGGCCUGGACCAGGUUUCAGCUGGCCUGCUGAAGCUAUGGGGAGCUGCUGGAGCUGUCUAUACAGAGACGCUAUCCGAGACAACCAUCUCAACAAAUUCAAGGUGACUAAUGUGGACGAUGAGGGAAAUGAGUUGGGUUCAGGAACCAUGGAGCUCACACAGACAGAGCUCAUUCUGCACACACGCAAACGUGAUGCCAUCCGGUGGCCAUACCUUUGCCUGCGCCGAUAUGGUUAUGAUUCCAACCUCUUCUCUUUCGAGAGUGGCCGUCGUUGUCAGACAGGACAAGGAAUCUUUGCAUUCAAGUGCUCGCGUGCAGAAGAGAUCUUCAACCUGCUGCAGGAGUUGAUGCAGUGUAACAGCAUCAACGUAGUGGAGGAGCCCAUGAUCAUGACCCGGCCCGGGCAUGCGCCAGAGAUGGACAUGCCUCGAACUCCACAGACACCCAAUACUCCUGGAUUCCCGAUGCAGGGUUUUCCUAAUGGAUACCCAGGAUACCCAAUCAGUGCAGACUCAUCGCAGCCCUCUCUCACCAACGACCACAGACACAGCCUCAUGGGACUGGAUGACCAAACCCAUACCUAUGUGAAUACAGUGGGCAUGGAAACUGACCUCUCAAGCCGCCACUGUGUCCACUCCCUGCCCGAAGUGCGGCCCACCACCUACCCGGAAACCUCAACUACCACCACCAUACGUGGGGGCCCAGUCCCAGGCCAGUCCAGCAUGCACUGCUGCCCCCUGGACGACCCUCACAAAGACCCUCAGGUCUUCCUCCAGCCUGGAGCCCAGGAGGUGAAGUUCAUGUUGGGUCCGACCCCAGCACAGCGUCACCUGAUGGAAAGAGACAGAGACCGCCAUGUCACUCACCCGCUUCGAGCGCCAGACGGCAGCUCCGAAACAGAAGGAGAGGAGACUCCGUCCGUACACAUGUGCAACACACACUCUUACCACCAUUGCCAUCAUCUAAUGCACCGACACCCCAGCAUGGAGCCUUGUCCAGAAAGCCAGCUGACGUACGAGAAUAUCAACGGACUCAGAGGGGCACGCAGGCAAAGGCUGAGUCCGAGCACUGUGUCUCAGUCUCAGUCUUUGGGCUCCAGUAGCAGUAGCAGCACCACCGGUGAUUCCCGCACACACACGCAUCCGCACUCCCUCCCACUCACACACACGCAUGCUUCCUCACUGCCUCCGCAGGGAUAUGGCUGUGACCGGGGAAUGGGGGUCGGGGGUCAUCGGCGCACCGCUUUGCUCAACUAUGAGAACCUUCCGUCGCUCCCACCGGUUUGGGAAUACCGUGCACUUCAGCGUGAGGAAGAAGAGGAUCAGGAUGAAGACGAGGACGAGGACGAGUAUGAGGAGGAAGAGGAAGAGGAAUAUGAUGAGUAUGAGUAUUCUGAAGGGCCCGCAACCCCAAACGGAUACCAUCAGGAAAGUGGUGGCAGCGCUGGGAUUCAUCGCGAUGCCCUGCAGAACUAUGUCAACACUGAACAGCUGCAGCCUCCAACGCGUCUCCGUCACGCUUGCCCUCCCCACCCUCACCCGCCUGAGAGGGCCAACCGGGUUUUCAACUUUGAUUUUAGACGUCAGCGAGCGGGACGUGGCAGCACCACCUGCGAGCAGCACAGCCGUCACCCGCCUCCUCCUCCCUCUCGCCAGCUCAACUACAUCCAGGUGGACCUGGAGGGUGAGCCCUCCGGUUGCUCGGGACACGGUGGAGGGGCUCCGCUACCACAGAGACCUCCUCCACUCAAACGUGGCAUGGCUGCCGCCGCAGCAGCUCCGUCCUCCCGUCGAGGAGAAUGCUACGCCGUGAUCGACCUAAAGAAGACAGCAGCCAUGUCCAACCUACAGAAGGCUCUCCCUCGGGAUGACGGCACCUCGCGGAAGACACGCCACAACAGUACCGACUUGCCUCUGUGAGAGGGAAAAAGAGAGUUACAGGUAUGACAGGAAUAAAAGUGUUCAGGAAAGAAAGAGUUUUGGUGGUAUUUUCCUCCCACCAUUAUAGCGAAGCCUCUAUUUUCUCAUUUUCUACACUCAUACCAACUGCUGCUUGAUGAAAUAGUAACUCCAUUGAGCCAAACACUGAGCAUUUUAUUUAUUUAUUUUUCUCACAUUUUGCGUGGGAAGGUUGGGAGAUGAUAGUUAACUAAUCGCAGUGUUUUUGGGUUGCUGUCUGGGCUUUGGGCCAAAGAAUUGGGUUCAAAAAAUACUUAAUUCAGGAAACAAUCUGCAGUGUUUUUAAGUGUCUUAAGUUUUGUUUUGUUUGUUUGUCAUUUAUGAUGUGUUGAAUUAAAGGGAUAGUGCGCCAAAAAAAAGAAAGACAGCAGCAGCCUGCUAGAUAACUAAAAAAUCCUAUAUUUUGAGUCAUAUUAAAAUGAAUACAUGAUUUUUAAGUGGCCUUUUUUUGUUUUUCGGUACUUUUUUUGACACUUGAGCAGAACAGACUUGAAACCACCAUAAGUGUUUCAUUUCCACAUGUAAUUAUCAAAACUUUCUCCUGCAACUAACUGAAGACAAGCUCUUCGUCAUGAUAAAGAUACUCCAGCAGUCUCUCUCAUUGCCUGUUUCAGUUCCUAUAUGUAGCGAUGCGGAGGCUGCAGUGAGGAUAAAGAGAGCUAACUGUUCAGUAUUUGAAUGCCUCUUGAUUCUCCUAUCCUCAGGAAUUGAUUCGUUCAGUUUAGUUUGCACUUAUAGUUCUCAAAUUGUAACUGAGCCUCCCGUUAUUUCACAUCCGAUCAAAGUUAGGGCAAAUUAAAAUGUAAAAAAUUUAAAGUAAUUAUUCAGAACAUAGUAUUUAUUUGGGUUUGUGUUUUGAAAUUCUCUGUCUCGAGUGCUGAGAUCCUGACUUCAGCCCAGCAAAACACAUGGAAAGGGAGGAUAAUUCAGAUCUAGAAAUGAGCUUAUUUUGUUCGGUAUCUGCUCAAGCUUUUGCUCUCAGCACCUUCGAUACUCAUUUUUUUAUUUAGCUAACCCCCCCAACGCUGUCAGAUAUUGUUUAUCAUUUUCCUAGAAAUUGAAAGGAAAGAGCAAUUUAAAGCGGAUAUUUGCAUUGAAAAUGACUAAAUAAAUAUUUUCAAGUAAAAAAGAAAACAAAAAAUAGUAAAAGUAGCUAAAUAGUUUAAGUAAGAUACAAUAAAAAACUGCUAUUCUCACAUCCCCAGUGACAAUAUACCUGAGAGUGACAAUUCUCUGUGAAUCCCAGAGUGUAUUUAUGUACAUCUAUGUUUUGUAAAGCUACGUAAAGCACCAUAUGCAUAUUCAGAGGUAAGAAUGUUAAUUAUUUUUUAUAUCUUAAAAAAUAUGCCAGGAAUCAUGAGGCAAAACAUAUUUAUUUAAUUUAGAAUUAUUUAUCUAUCUAGCUGUCUGUUCAUUUAUUUAUUCAUUUAUUUAUUAUUUCGUAUUUGAAUAAUUCGUAAAGUAGAUAACAUGUUGUUAGAUUAGUCAUUUUAGAGAUACCAAAGGUGGUAUGGGAAACCACAUAAUCUACCUUGGUAUUAUUUAAUGUCUUUUUUAAACUGCAGUUUCAUGUUGAAUAAUAACUGUAUUUGAACAUAUUGUGCCAAAAAUAUAAUGAUAUCACUGAACUAUGUGCCAUUGGUAAAUGUUGAAUUUUAGGGCUAACAAUCAGCAACAUGUAAAACAUAAAUGCAGCUGUUCUUUACAUCAUGAUCAGUUCAGGGCUUGAUAAUAUUUUGUCUACAAGUACACUCAAAACAAAAAAACUAGACGUGUCUGUGUAUUCCCAACGGAAUCCCAUUGUAUCUAUCCUGAUUGGUUAAAGAUGAUAUUUUGUAGUCUCUAACAUUACUGCUGUUUUUCAUUGGAAUUUCAUAAAUCAGCUAUUUUUAUAACACUGUUGGUGUUCUAAAAUGGUUACACAUCUUUUGUUUUUCAAUCGUAGCGUUUGCUUUCUUUAUGAUUGUUAACUCAGCCCUAAAAUGGAUUUUUCUCUCACCAACGAUACUGAUGUAGCUAUACAUUUCUGAAGUUAUGAAAAUUUUGCUAGGGACCUCCAAGAGCAGAGGUUUUUAUCUUACUUGCUGGGCAUGGAUGUAGACCCAGUUUUUCAAAAAUCUUACUGGCAGCCAUAUUGUUCUGAGUGCAGGGCUUUGUGGGCCUUACUUAUUGUACACAUAUUUUUUAGCAAAAAGUCGAUCAUAACCGAUAACUUACAAAUAUCUAAUGGUGUACUUACUCUUUUAACUCCAUUGGAAACUAACGGCAUCAGAGUAGAUUUAGAUGUUUUGCCAGAAGCCAUAAUUGAGAGGAAAUAUUUUAAGGGUCAGGUACCGGUAUCUUGUUUUUUAAGGAAAUUGUGCAGAGUAAUAAAUGUGAUUUAUUUUUUUAUCAUCAAAAUUUUCAAAUUGAGAAAUAAAAGUGAAAAUAAAUUAUUCAAAGAUUAUAUGCUACAUCGUUGUGACGUUUUCAUUUUGAGAGCCUUGCAGUUCAACACAAUAUUGCUGCCAAAUAGUAAAUCCAAAUAAAAUCAACAUAUUACACUCACAAUCACAAUUACAUACAUAUUGUACUAUAGAAUGCGAUGAUGAACUAUUUGGACACUUUUAGACACUUUUCAGAGGAUCGAUCUAGUUUUUAACAUCUAUAUUUUGGUAUUGUGGUAUGAUAAACAUUUUGCAAUAACAGCUAAUGGAGUCAUAUCAGAAUUUGUUUGAGUUGUUCACGAACAUGUUCUGUGAUACAAGUCACAGCUGUGUGUGCAUUCAGAAAGGACUGGAUGAGCAGUGGGUUUACUGUCUUUCUCAGGCCUCAUCUUGAUAAACAUGCGCUAUAUGUGUAUUUAAACCAGGCUUGAGGGGAAAAAAAAAUUAAAAAUCUAGUCAUCUUGUCUGUAGGUGUGGGAUCAUAGAGAACUUGAUUGUGCCAUAAGUGAUUUUUGUCCACUCUUUUAAAAUAACGUGUAGCUAUAGUGGAAAUUUAAAGGUACAGUAGCACAUACUAACUAGAAUCCUGUGUUGACUUUGAUUGCGUGGGGCCGCUUUGGAGUGUAAAUGCUUGUUUUGUUGGUCGGUUUAUUUGUUUUAUGUUUUUAUACCUUCCAUACACCUCAUUCAUUUCGUUCACUUUCAAGGGGGAUCAGCCCUUGAGUUACGUGUUAGACCCAGGUUAAAUGCACUGAAAUUGUAAUGAGGUGAGCAAUCAUCUGAAAGUACUGUAAGUCCCUAUGUGAAAUCAUGAUUUUGCUAAAUUUCCAAGACGUAUAAAGACUGAAUGUGCUUAUUGCCCUAAACGGGACAUAGUUUAAACCUUUCAGUUUUUUUUUAAAUUUUGUUUUGUUUUCAUAAAUCCGACAUUGAACCUCUCAUCGGGUGAUUUUAAUUGAGUUUCUCAUCUAAACCUGGGAUGGUAUUCCACUCAAAGAGGGUUUCGCAGUGACCUUAUCGAAUGACCUGUCCUAUUGGCGGUAGAUUUACAUUGUCAUAAUAAAGCUUAGGCGAAGCUCAAUGACUGUGAUGUACUGUACAUUAAUGUGAAUGUGUCUCAAAUGUGUCAAGAGUUAAAGAGAGAGAACGAGAGCUGCCCAUGCAUAGACUCUUUACCGGAGACUGCAUUUCCGAAGCUCCUCAAACUGUCUCGCUCUCAAACCGUCUUACUCUCUGUAUGAAUGUACCACACAGAGAUGGACUUGUAAAAUGCUCAGAUGAGGUGAUUUACACUCAAUGUUUCUAUCCUCCCUGAUGAAAAGAUGUGUUAAUGUUAAUGUUUCGUCUCAAGAAUUCCGAUUUCGAUUCGAUUUUUUGAUUAUGUUUCUUUAUAUACAGUAUUUACAUUUUCUUGUAAGUAUGUAAUUCUGUGUAUGUACAUAACAUAUAUGGGUAUGCAGUUGCAGUCAGCUUCUCCUGUGUUCGUUUGUGUUGGCGCAACAGACACUACUUUUGCCACAGCCAUUUGUAGAAAGAGCAACGCCUUGACAGUCAUUCCAUUAAAUGGACAUUGCAGUCUCUAUAAACAGAUCGGAGAUCUCCUAUAGUCUGUUGAUGUUGCAGUCGCAACCCUUCCCCAUUCUUACAAUGCAAAGCAGGCAUGCCCCAUGUUGAAUGUUAUUUUCAGUCAUAUAAACUUUUGAAGAGAAAGGCUUGUAUAAUAAAAAUGAAUGUGAUUAAAUGUAAUGUCAACAUUAAAACUGGAAAUGUCA
This is a messenger RNA of Puntigrus tetrazona (Sumatra barb), 6628 nucleotides long. It is a transcript of the gene frs3, whose product is annotated as fibroblast growth factor receptor substrate 3. Gene Ontology annotation, biological process: cell surface receptor protein tyrosine kinase signaling pathway. Gene Ontology annotation, cellular component: cytoplasm. The coding region runs from base 508 to 2391 and encodes 627 amino acids. NCBI's taxonomy places the organism in Eukaryota, Metazoa, Chordata, Actinopteri, Cypriniformes, Cyprinidae. The transcript is spliced from 8 exons. The record is from RefSeq and is a predicted model, not a curated record.